This is a messenger RNA of Yarrowia lipolytica CLIB122, 1161 nucleotides long. RefSeq lists its product as uncharacterized. Gene Ontology annotation, biological process: protein phosphorylation; cellular response to oxidative stress; stress-activated MAPK cascade. The record is from RefSeq and is a predicted model, not a curated record. Gene Ontology annotation, cellular component: nucleus; cytoplasm. Gene Ontology annotation, molecular function: MAP kinase activity; ATP binding. Lineage: Eukaryota; Fungi; Ascomycota; Dipodascomycetes; Dipodascales.
AUGGCGGACUUUAUCCGGACCCAGAUCUUCGGCACGUGUUUCGAAAUCACGUCGCGAUACGUGGAUCUCAACCCCGUGGGGAUGGGAGCCUUUGGUCUCGUGUGUUCGGCCAAGGACCAGCUCACGGACCAGAACGUGGCCAUCAAGAAAAUCAUGAAGCCGUUCGGCACUCCCGUGCUGUCGAAACGGACGUACCGAGAGCUCAAGCUGCUCAAGCACCUGCGCCACGAAAACCUCAUUUGCCUGAGCGACAUUUUCAUCUCGCCGCUGGAAGACAUUUACUUUGUCACCGAGCUGCUGGGCACAGACCUGCACCGUCUGCUCAUGACCCGGCCUCUGGAGAAGCAGUUCAUUCAGUACUUUCUUUACCAGAUUCUGCGAGGCCUGAAGUACGUGCACUCUGCCGGUGUGGUCCAUCGAGACCUCAAGCCGUCCAACAUCCUCGUCAACGAGAACUGCGACCUGAAAAUCUGCGACUUUGGCCUUGCCCGAAUCCAGGACACCCAGAUGACCGGCUACGUGUCGACCCGGUACUACCGAGCGCCUGAAAUCAUGCUCACGUGGCAGAAGUACGAUGUGGAGGUGGAUAUUUGGUCCACGGGCUGCAUCUUCGCCGAGAUGCUGGAGGGCAAGCCCCUGUUCCCCGGCAAGGACCACGUGCACCAGUUCUCCAUCAUCACCGAGCUGCUGGGCUCGCCCCCAGAAGAUGUGAUUCACACCAUCUGCUCGGAAAACACUUUGAGGUUCGUCAGAACUCUGCCCCGGCGAGAACGAAUCCCUCUGGCGUCCAAGUUCCGAAACGCCGACCCCGAGGCCAUCGAUCUCAUGGAGAAAAUGCUGGUUUUCGACCCCAAAAAGCGAAUAACCGCGGCCGAGGCUCUGGCCCACCCUUACUUGGCACCAUACCACGACCCCAGCGACGAGCCUGUAGCCGAGGAACGGUUCGACUGGUCGUUCAAUGACGCAGACUUGCCGGUGGACACAUGGAAGGUGAUGAUGUACUCGGAGAUUCUCGACUUCCACAAUGUGGACAUUGACGUCAACGGCCAGCCUCCACAGGGCCAGUUUGAGCAGGUCCAUGCCCAGGCACAAGCGGCCGUCGCACAGAACGAGGCUGCCAGGGCUAGGGAACAGGAGCAGCAGCAGCAGGAGCAGCAGUAA